Molecule: messenger RNA, 1965 nt
Organism: Porites lobata
Lineage: Eukaryota; Metazoa; Cnidaria; Anthozoa; Scleractinia; Poritidae
Source: the annotation of a GenBank genome assembly
AUGAAGCCGGAACAAGUCCAGUCAGCGUUUGUCUUAUCGGCAUUGAGAAGCGGCGAAGACUGGACUACGGUAGUAAGUGAGGCGUCGCAGAUAUUAGACAAGAAGUGGAUAGCGAACCAAAAGCAAGAUCUCAGAAAGAAAACUUAUCCGUCGGGCGAAAAUUUUGAAGCUCUUGCCACCUUCAAAGAGUAUUGUGACAAGGAAGAUAAACUACUAGUGUUUAAGAUAAAUGAUCGAAGAUGCAACCCGGACCUACCAUCAUACGUGUUCAAGACAAGCAAAGCUCGCAUGCAAAUUGCAGAAAACAUGAAUAGAGACGGUAAGCACUUCAUGAGCAACGAAUAUUGUUUCUUCGACGGGAAAGUCAAAAGAUGUCGUAAUUAUGUUACACUCACGGCUAGUACGUACUAUCCACUACUUAAGCGGCAGAUAGUCUUGGCCGUGAUGGAAGCAGAAAGAGAAAAUUCUGAAAAUAUUGAGCAAUUUUGGACAUUGUUCAAUGAAGCAUUGAAACAUGCAACACAGAACAAAGAUGCAGUCUUUAAUCCAAUCGGAUGGUGUGUGGAUAUGGCGGGGUCAAACAUGAAUGGUUUAAAGGUGUUUGGAGAAGACGCUCUGCAGAGAAUAAAAAGCUGCGAGUUUCACUUUAAACAGAAUAGAAACAAGAUGGCUCAAAAGCUGAGCAGUGACGAGGAUUCCCAAGAAUUCAAAACGCUCUGCGAUGGUUUACUUCUGGCAAAUAUAAGGGAAACAUAUGAUGCUGCAAAAGAUGCAGUUUAUCAGUUUAUUAACGCAAAGCCCGAGAGAGCCUUUCUGUCUACAUGGGUUGAUUGGUGGGACCAUCGCAGAGCAUUUAUAUUUCGUGCUUUCUCACCAAGCACGGAAGCUCCAAACAUGAACCUCGCGGAAGUCAUCCAUGCCAGUUGGGCGCACCGCGACCGAGCUAAUCUUUCUCUUCUUGAUGCUGCUCAGGCAGACACAAGAGACAGUGUCCUACUGGAAGCAGAGCUAAAAGCAUUCGAGAAGGGAAACGUGAAAGGAGGUGUUGGUCCAAGUUAUGUGGAACGGCGAGAGCGAACCCAUAAAAAAGAAGUCUUGCCUGCUGCUCAAGUUGGCAAAGAAAUCUCGAAACUGCGAGGUAACUUAGCGGACCCUUCCUCUGGACACCGUCCUCCACUGGCAAAAACAGGCAACAAGAAGAAAAGGAACAACAUUCGAUCUACUGCAGGUUCCGACUCAUACAGCAACCCCACAGUUCCUUCUGCCCCCCAGUCAUGUCGGUCAUACACCAACCCAACUUGUAAUUCUGUCCCCCAAGAACCACACAGCAACCCGACUUUUCAUUCUGUCCCUCUACCACACAGUAACCAAACUGGUCAUUCUGUCCCCCUGCAGCACAACAUCCCAACAGGACAUUCUGUCCCCCUCCCACACAGUAAUCCAACUUGUCAUUCUGUCCUCCUUCCACACAGUAACCCAACAGGUCAUCCUGUCCCCCUACCACACGGUAACCCCACAGGUCAUCCUGUCCCCUUACCACACGGCAACCCAACAGGUCAUUCUGUCCCCCUGCCGCACAGCAACCCAAAUCCUGCCUCACAACACCCUACUAUGUGGCAUUCAGGUCUAUCACCGUUCCCUUACGAGUUAGUAAUACUGCCAAACAAUGUGAGAGUGUGUUAUGGUUGUUACGCUGCUUUUACAGACCAAUACCGCAAUUCGCCAUACAAUGUUGUGAUCAAGCAUUGCGACCGAAGGUUUAUACGGCGGGAUCAGGCAUCAGGGCAGCCAAUUUACUCUAUUGAUUUUCAAAACACUUAUUACCAUCUAGAUCGUAUGCACGUGCGGCGUAAGAAUCCACUUUUUAACGAUACCGUUCAAGUUUCCAUAGAGCUAUAUCAGUCCUUGGACUCCGCUCAAAGCGACUAUGUUUCAGCCAGUGGUUUACAGAUUAAUUUAGUUUAG